Messenger RNA from Pocillopora meandrina, 16838 nucleotides. Lineage: Eukaryota; Metazoa; Cnidaria; Anthozoa; Scleractinia; Pocilloporidae. The record is from the annotation of a GenBank genome assembly.
GCAUGUGACUGUCGCAGAACGAUGAUACCUCGUUGUUGGCUGAAAAUGAUUUUGUAAUUAUUAUUUUAAUUCAAAUGGGCAAGAAAAACCAAAACGCUUUGGGGAAGAGUAUCAUAAAACAAAGUGCUAAGAGUAGGGGGAAUAUCAAGCACGCAAAUAGUUGGGUAAGUGAUCUUUCAGGUAAUUUAGUGUUAACAACUGAGUUGAAAACGUAAAUUGGCCACCGUAAAGGGUAAAAACGGUGGCCAAUUUACGUUUUCAACUCAGUAGUUAACACUAAAUUACCUGCUAUACUCUCCCACCGACGCGAAGUUUCAGUUGGUCAUCUGAGACGUAUUCUAACUUCGAGAAGUUGGUGAAUUUCUUUUCCUGCCUUUGUGGGUAUAAAGACCCAUAAGUUAUAUUUUCCCUUCGUGCUCUGUAUCACAUAUUCUUAAAUUCUACUUUUCAUCUUGGUUGAACAGUCUUCUCUGCUUUACACCUCGAUUGGAAGUACAUGAACUUGUUCUUUACUAACGAUACGAGGACGUUGCUUAACACAUUCACACUGCUGAGCUGAACAUGAAUAUAAAUGCCAAGUGAUUCUAAAGACUAUUUUCAUUUUUUUUUUAAGAGGAGAAAUUUUCUUGAGUUUUGCUUAAUAGAAAGUCUAAAUCUUCUUCUCAUUAGCUACAUAGCAGUGAAGUUGACAAUGAAGCAGGACCUAGUCUACAGUCCAUCACAGAACAAAGUGCCUUGGAUGAUUUCUUGGCAACAGCUGAACUCGCUGGUACAGAGUUCAUGGCAGGUGAAGUUAUUGUUAUGUUAAUGGAGUUCACAAUGUCUGCUUCAUGUAUAUUUACUGUACUUAACAUUAACAAGUAAUUAAGUUUUUACUUAUUAUUUUGGAGAUAUUUUUAAAGUUCCUUUUUUUUUUAAUUUAAGGGAUGUUGGGUCUAGAAAAAGUUUAUCUCAUUUAGAAGAACUUUUCCUCAGGAGUUAGAAAAUAACUGUCAUUUUGUUCACUCUACAUUGCAAUUGUGAUGGGAGUGCUGUGAAAUUGGUCUUAUUUCCAACUUUUGUGGCUAGAAGCAUGCCAUCUUGGACAUGACAUCAGCUAUGACAUAGCAGUAGUCAAACUUAGUUUGACGCUUUGUCCUUGUUGACCUGUUUGACCUUUGUGACAAGAAUAUUCUAGUAAUUAAACUAUGGUGAACUGUCUUGUGGUUGAAUAUCAAAAUACACAUCAAAAUACAAAAGGAAAAGGCAUAAGCUCUGACAAGCUACUGGAAAGUGAAAUAUUUAAAAAACUUUGGCUGGCAAAAACCCUGAGAAGGGUCAAAAUGAAGCCCCUAAGCAAAAUGUAUGGGCAUGAAAGUUGUCCUUGUUGACCUUCACUUGAAAUUCAAAGCUAUGUUGACCUUUUCUAUAAUCAGCAUAAAUUUCAUCUUAUCUUUUCUAUUCAAAUAAAUUGAAGCUCAAAAUGGUGAUAGACCACAUGUGGUAAAUUCUUAGUGAUUGAAUUAAAAUUAUACUUUGCUAAGUAAGGGCCCAUAUUUAUUUAUUCAAUCCAUAUUGAUUUGACACCAUACUAUUGUACAUAACAGUAAUAAAUGUCCUCCAACCAACUACUUGAUGUAAAUAUUCAAUACUGAUACUUUCAAAAGAAAUUGAAAGUAUCAUUUUAGUUUCAAUUAUCUUAAAGUAAUUAUUUCUAAUGUAAUCACUGUUUGACAGAGAGGACUUUCUGGUGCUCAUUAUAAUUAAUGAAGCCCUUCAUCUUCUCACAAUUCACAACAUUUCAAACAAUUUAGAAUGAAAAAUAAUGUGGUGAAUCAAAUUCUAAGCACAAGAGAUUACAUCACCACUUGCAACUUAAAGCUAAAAGCUGAAACAAACAAAAUUUAAUUCUCAACAACUUUUGCUUUUUAUCUGCAUUAAGUUUGAAAACUGAAUUUUGUCAGUGUUUCUGCAAAGGAUGAUCUUCAAGUCUAUCCUUUCUAACUUGUUUCAUGCCAACCAGGGCUGUUCUAAGGCACAACUGACUGGUGCUCAGUAAUAUGCUGAAGCUGGGUUCCUGAAAUGGCAAAAAUAAUUUUUCAUUCAGGUAGAUAUGUGAAAUGAAUCUGUCUUGGGCACUGCAAUCUUCUUUAUCAAAAUAAUACUCCAGAGCUAGGAUUUUUUUGAGGAAAAACUAUCUCUGCCUUUCAAAUUGAGUAGGUGACCUAGUACAUUUAAUUCUUGGCGACAUAUAUAUUCUAGUUUUCUGUAGGCUUUCAGUGGUCACAAAAGCAGGUGGACGUUACUCCUUGAAACUCAAUUUCCUUGCCUUCUUUGUCAACAGAGGUUCUUCUUCCUCUGAACACAAGCUAUGUUGUAUUUGAAACAUAAAUGGAUGUAUUACACCCUCUGGGUUAAAAUCCAAGUUGAGAAUUUAAUCAGUAGGACUCUCCUCAUUGCUGUUUUCCUUUUUCACAUCCAUCUUUGUGGCGUUGUUUAUAGGAAGAACAAGACACACACAGGUGAAGUAACACAAGUCUAUUUAAUCGAUGUCCGACGAACUCUACAAAACCGGAAAGCAUGGUCUCUAAAGUUUUGUUGCCAUGGUAGUUAUGACGUAAAUGCGGACCGGAAGUAAAUAGAACGAUAACAUCGAUAUCGUUACAUCUCCCUUUCUUCAGGAAACAAAAAAAAAUGUAAACAUAACUGAGUGUCUCAAUCCUAGUUUAAAAUAAACUACAGAAAAAAAAAGAAAAUUAAGAGUUUGUCAUGUCCUUUUUUGUGUUCUUUCGAUAACCCCAAUCACUAGUAACGUGUGGGUGGUCGCACAAUUCGUCCAGAUCGAGUGGUGGCCACCGAUGGGGAAAUCUCCUGCUUAUCUGCUGCAGACUGAGGUGGAUAUUCCGGAUGUGGCUUGUCCGUGUUCUGCAAAGGUACUGUGUCUGAUUGGUCCUUACUGACUGCAGUACUUGGCAUGGAAGGUGGUACCGAUGGUAUUUCAUUACCAGAAUUUGCAGUAGCAGAAAUUGGUGUUGCUUUUUGGGAUAAUCUCAUCCCAUCUUCACUGUGUGGCAUCACUUCACGUGUAUGUCUCAGGUGUCUGCGGUUCCUCCUAUAAAUUCUUCCAUCUUCUGUUCUGACUUGAUAGGACCUUAUGUCGACUUUGCCUUCGACUCUUGCUUGGGUCCAAUCCUUCUUCUUUCCCAAGUGGGAUUUUAGUGGCUGCAAUCGCACUGUGUCUCCUGGGCGCAGUUCCUUCAGUUCUUUGGCGCCUUGAUUGUAGUACAGGGAUUGUUUAGCCUUUUGUAGCUUCAACUUCUGAUCAACCUCCUCUGGUAGCUUCGGCUUGAGCAAUUGGUUUGAGGUUGGGAGUGGAGUCUUCGUUCUUCUACCGAAUAAUCGCUGAACAGGUGACGAGUUGAGUGUUUCUGUGGGAGUAUUUCUCCAGUCCAGCAGGGCAAGAUAUGGGUCUUGUUCGGACUUGACGGCUUUCUCUAGCAGAUGUUUUGCUGUCUUCACCGUGUUCUCGACUUUGCUGUUGGACUGAGGAUAUGUUGGAGAGCUUGUUAUAUGUUCAAAACCAUAAGUGUCUGCGAACUGUUGGAACUUUGUGGAAGAAAAGGGCUGUCCAUUAUCCGAUACAAGCUGGUCGGGAAUUCCAUGGCGGGCAAGAUGGGCUUUCAACUUCUUCACAACUUCGUCUGCUGUUUUGCUUGUCAUUCUGUCGACUUCAAAGAAACUUGAAUAGUAGUCAACGGUCACCAUGAAAUCUACACCGUUCAGAUCAAAAAGAUCAACUGCGAUUUUCUCCCAGGGUCUACUAGGCAGUUCGUGACAAAUCAUUGGCUCUUUUCCUUGCUCGACAGGCUGGCUGUUGCAGACGGCACACUUUGCUACAUAAUCUUCGACAUCUUUGUUCAUCCCAUGCCAGUAGACUACUUCUCUUGCUCUUCUGAGACAGCCUUGGAUGCUGAUGUGGCUCCGUGGAUCUUAGCCAACAUGUCAGCUUUCACGCUCAUAGGGAUAACUAGUCUUUCACCUUUGAACACCAGUCCAUUCUGUAAAGACAGUUCGUCCCGAAAUGUAAAGUAACCACUGAUGUUUGCUGAUACCCCAGCUUUGGUAGCUGGCCAACCUUGCCUGAUUGUUCUCUUCAGCUCUCUCAGGGUAGGAUCGGUUCUGUUGCUUGCUGAAUGGCAAUCAGCGUUGGUUCCGAUACUGGCAAGUAUUGUAUCAUAUUGAUGUGCUCUAGCUCUCUUUCAGUGUCUCCUCUCAUGUCCUCUAUGUACAUAACAUCUUCUGCUACAUCUUCUUUUUGUGCUCUUACGCACUCUGUAUGCUCUGCUCAGUGUAUCUGCCAGAUACAUUUCAGUCCCUUUUUGUAAGACACUUGAAGGUCAAACUUCUGCAAUCUUAGCAACAUUCGCUGGAGACGUUUAGGCGCACUGAGUAGACUUUUUACGGAAGAUGCUCUCCAAGGGUUUGUGGUCAGUUUGGAUCUUGACAGGUCGACCAUAUACAAACUGCUCAAAACGUUCUACUCCGAAAAGUAUUGCAAGCAUCUCUUUCUCUAUCUGGGCAUAGUUCACUUCCGUUUCUGUCAUGGAACGAGAUACAUAAACCACGGGCUGGCCUCCUUGCAUUAGACAUGCACCAAGUCCUCGGUCUGAUGCAUCACACUGCAAUUCCACAUCGUCUUUGGGGUUAAAAUACUUGAGGACAGGGGCAGCUGAGAGUAUCUCCUUAACUCGCUUGAAACUACAACCUUGUACUUGCUCAUCCCAACGGAACUGGUUCCCUUCUUUCAAAAGGUCUCUCAUUGGGGAUGUAACUUCUGACAGGUUAGGAGCAAACUUCUGGAGGUAAUUUACCAUGCCGAGAAGUCUCUUGAGAUCUUGUUUGCUUGUCGGGGUUGGCAUCUCUUUGAUACCUUGUACCUUGUCUGGGUCAGGCUUAAGACCAUCUUGACAUAUAACAUGUCCCAUAAACUUCACUUCUUUGCGACGGAGCUUAAGCUUCUCUUUGUUUAACUUAAUGCCAGUAGUAGCGGCAGCAUUCUAACAAUGCUGUCAGCUUUGCAUCAUGAUCAGAAAGUGCUUCUGUUUCUGUUUCUCCGACACCAAAAACAAGGAUAUCGUCAAAUAUUGGCUUAAUUCCAUCAAGACCUUCCAGGGCGUAUUCCAAUCUCCUCUGAAACUCUUCCGAGCGGGUGAUAUGCGAAGGGCAUCCGCGUCCAGCGGAACCUUCCCCCAGGGGUACCAAAUGUGGUCAGAAGACUGCUUUCAUCGUCUAGCUGCACAUGCCAAAACCCGUUCUUUGCGUCGGCGACACUGAAGACUUUAGCAUUUGUAAGGAGUGGUAGUAGAUCGUCGAUCACUGGAAGGGGAAAAUGAUUUCUCCUGAGUGCUUUAUUCAGAGGUUUUGGGUCAAUACAUAACCUUAUCUUUCCAUUGCUCUUCUUAAUGACCACCAUUGAGGAAAUCCAAUCUGUUGGAACAUCUACUGGUUGCAAGAUGCCUAUCUUAACUAAGCGUUCUAGUUCCUGUUUUAAAGGCUCUUUUUUUUUGCAAAGGGGACUUUCCUCACUGGCAGUGCCACAGGGGUUACAGACUUAUCAAUCUCGAGGUGAAGCUUUCCUUUGAGCUUUCCUUCUCCUGAGAAGACAUCUCCGAAUUUGCUCACGAGAUCCGGCUGUGUGGGAAUCUCAUUAGAGAGAGACAUGAUGUUAUCGGUGUUAAUCACUAUGAGGCCAAACUGCUGCACCGAUUCAGCACCAAGGAGUGCUGUGUGACCUGUUGGAACGACGGUGUAUUCCGUGAGGAAACACUGUCCAUUCUUGGGGUUGAAGGUCUCGACCUUAGUACAUCCUAGAGGUUUCAGCUCUGAUUUGUUGAACAUGACGAGGGUAGUUUGAGUAGGCUGAAGGCGUUCCAUUCGCGGAUCGUUAAAUACCUGCUGAUAAAUAUCUGCUGGGAGGAUAUUGACUGUUGCUCCACAGUCUAACUGGAAUUUCACUGUUUCAUCCCUCAAGCGCAUGUUAGCAUAAAUCUUCUUUGGACUUUUUUUUUUUUAUAAAGGGACGCUCACAGAUUCUACACUGAAUAAGUAAUCAUCAGAAUCUUCGUCAUUAAACUCCUGAACAUCUUGUUCCAUUGUGAACUGACUUCUUAGUUUGCUUUUUUUUUUAGCUUUCUGACUUCUGCAAGCCACUGAGAAGUGGUUCAUUCGACCACAGUUAUCACACUUGUGCUGCCAUGCUGGACAGAGUUCCUUUUUAAAGGAUGGGUUCUGUGGCAGAACUUACAUCUAACUGGUUCUGUUACUUUGUUGUGGACGGGCGUUGAACUUUACUGAAAUUUCGUACUUCAUUAUGGCGUAAACCAAUCUUUGAUUUUGGGUGGCCUGUGGCAACGGCGCUAACCUCCUCCGCAUGGGACAUCUCCUUAAGUUGUUUGGAUGUGGUUUCACUUUCGCAUGGCAAAUAUCAAUACACUUAUUAAGAGUUAGUUUGUUCUCAGCUAGCAGCUUUUUUUUUUUUUGUGGCGUUAUCUCUAAUUCCUACGACAACUCUGUCUCUAAUCAUUCGCUCUUGCAUGAUGCCAAAAUUGCACGUUUUAGCUAACGAACGUAAAGCUGUAAGGAAAACAUCAAAUGACUCACCGACCUCCUGUACUCUCUGAUUGAACAGAUAGGCUUCGUAUAUUUCAUUACGUCUCACCGAUGAAAAAGGCGUCUAGAAGCUCUAUCACUUUGUCGAUGUCGGUUUUCUCCUCUUCAUUUCGAAGGGCAAACCAUCGUAAAUCUCCAGGAUAUCUGGGCCAAUACAUGUCAACAAUGUGGCUGUUCAAGAUUACUGCUUUGCGUACUGAGCCGUGAGGCGAUCUCGUAGUUUGUCCACAGCCGCUUAAAUUUCUUCCAAUUCACAGCUAAGUUCCCCUUGAAGUCUAGUUUCGACGGUAAAGGAAUAGAGGACUGGAUAAAUUGAGGAGUUGCUGGCUGCGUGCUUGUUGACACUACGCUCGAGGCGAGCCUGAUUCGGUCAUCUGGAGCUAGAUUCACUGAGUUUGGCUUGAAAAUGCACUCAAGUAUUUCAGCGACGAUUCUGUAGGAAGAAUCCCACUCCUGACACCAUGUGGCGUUGUUUAUAGGAAGAACAAGACACACACAGGUGAAGUAACACAAGUCUAUUUAAUCGAUGUCCGACGAACUCUACAAAACCAGAAAGCAUGGUCUCUAAAGUUUUGUUGCCAUGGUAGUUAUGACGUAAAUGCGGACCGGAAGUAAAUAGAACGAUAACAUCGAUAUCGUUACAAUCUUAGCAGGAAUUUAAGUCAGCAUGCUUGACUGUUGCUAUGUCAUAGUUAUGUUAUAACAAAGAUGAUGGUUUUUAACUUGAAAAUGUUUGUUUUUAGCUCAAAUGAAUAGCCAGUUAGGAUAAUGCAAGUAAGGAAAUUUUGAUAUGGCUAAACUUUUCUAGACCUUACUUUCCCUUUAAAUGGUACCAGGAGACUGACUUUUAUAGAAGAUUUAUUCUUUUAUUCAUCUAGUUAUUACUGUGAAAUUUAGAAAAGUCUCAGGGUUGAUAAAAUUUUGGAAAUGUUUGUGAUGUUGUGACCAUCACUUAUUAUGGUUACAUUUAUCUCAAGUGUGGUUAAAUUUUUGUUCAUGCAACCAAGAUAAUCCAGAAAUGUUAUUGGUGUUCAUGGUUAUAAGAGCUGCCAGCUAUCAAAAUUCCACAAACUUUUCAUGGUCAAGUGAUGACCUAAAUAUUGGCUCCUUGAGAUUUCAAGUAGUAACCUUCAUGCAACUUUAUAUAAAUUGCCUUGAGAUGUAUUACAAAUUUGAUUCUGAAAGCCAACAUUUGGCGAAAAAAAACUCAAUAACCUGGCCUUGCAUGUAUAACAUCUCAGAGUAGGUUCACGAACAACUGCUGAUCUUAGUCAGAGUAAUUAUAGUAAAAGUCACAGUUUAAGUCAAGAAUACUUUUUUGUGUUCAGUACAGCACCUCAUUGCUUUAAAAAAAUUUGUGAAUAGAUGGAAAAGGGAAAAAUAUAAGUAGCCAGGUUUGCUAAGCAAAGUUCAAGAUGGAGGCUAUGGUAGUCAAACUACUACAUGAAAAUCAUAUUUCAAUAACAUGGUCAAUCAUUUGUAGAAUAUUUGUCUUUUGAAACAUUUUUCUUAUUACAGAAAAGUUGAACACAACAAUUGUGACACCAGGGAGUAAUGAGGGUCUCCUGAGUAGUGAAACUGCUGCUGCCAUAAAACAAGCACAGAGGGACAACCAGCAUUUCCUCAGGAUUCCUCGCAGGUUUAUUCAUACUGAUUUUGUGGUCUAAAUUUUUCCUUGGCUUCAAAAUUUUCAAAGCAGUUUUAUUCUUGUGCUCUUUCUCUUUUAUCAUGGUAAAAGAUCAAAGACAAAUGAAAAUACAUAUUAAACUGGUUUUUGAACUUUUGAGCAAUAUCAACAACUUCAUUUUUUGUUCCUGAUAGUUACAAGUCAAGUAACAGCAGUUAUAAACUACAUAUAUUUCAAAGAGUACAAGCUGCCCUUCAUUACCAGAAAGGACUAGAAAGAUACACCAGCCACACUUAGUGUGAUUUAUUAAUGUAUUUUGGGGUCAGAUACCUCUCAUGCAUGCACAAAACACAAAAAAGCAGAAAAAAAAAGUAAAAAAGCAGGACAAACAGCAGACAAAGAAAACUAAGGAAGAUGCUAUUUUUAAGCAAUGGAAAGCCAGUAAAAAUGAGGGUUAAAAAAAAUGCAAUUAGUACUUAGAAUAAGAGUGGACUUCAGAAAGAAAAUUUGAACCACUAUGUUGAUAGAGUGCAUUUCCAUUAAGGACCAUGGCUCAUGAUUGUCAGAAAUUGAUAACAUGAUUAUGAUUUUUACCUUAAAGGCCAAACUGGAAUGAGCACAUGACAGCUGAGGAUCUAGACCAAGUAGAAAAGGACAGUUUUCUUGAAUGGAGAAGACACCUUGCCCAGUAAGAAUCUUUCCUUCCAUAAAGUGGAACAUCUUAGUGAGGUUCAGCACAGUGAUUUUUGUAAACAUGCAUUGAUUGAAAUGGAUGGGUGUCAUAGAGAUUUUUAUCAUUCCAGUUUUUUCAUCAGCAGUGAACAAAAGGAUCUCUAGCACAAGUUAAAUGAAGCUGUCCUUUAACAUGCAUGACAUGCUCUCUUAAACAACAUGUGGAAACUGGUUAUGUUUUUGUAACAUACACAAGAACAGUAUCAAAUAUGUUUUAUUAAAAGUUCUGUCAUAAAGGUAAAAGUUGACUGUGAGUAGUUGAGAAAAUCUUUAGGUGUUUUGAUCUCAUCAUAGCUAUUAUUACCAAUAUUAAAUAACUUUUAUGAAUUCCAUUGAUAAUUACUGUUAGUAAUGAUUGUUGAUUGUUAUUAUCAUUAGUAUAAUUAUAAUAAUAUAAGAAUUAACUAUCAUUGCCUUGAUAAAAUUUAUACUACACACUUGGAUUAUUAAUACAUGAGCAUCCCUUUAAGAGGUAUUUCCCCAAAUAUCCACACUGAGUAAUUCCUUAAAAAUGAAAUAAUUUCUCUAGGUUGCAAGAGAAAGAAUAUAUACUUCUUACACCAUUUGAGCGUAACCUUGCAUUUUGGAGACAGUUGUGGAGAGUGAUUGAACGCAGGUAGAAGAUUUCUUUAGAACCAUACUUAACAGCUGACAGGCAGACAUAUGAUGAUUUGGAUAACAGGAAUACUUGUACAUGUAAUUUUAACACAGUAAAGUCAAACAAAAAAUCCUGAACUUCAUCAAAAUUUGGUCAGAACUAUUACUUUCACUUAGCUUGUUUAUCAUUGCAAAUUGUACUUAAUUUUGGAUGAUUAAGUCAUGCAGCCACAUGCUCUGUCCCUUUUUUUGUACAGUUCGAGGAUUCGUUAAUUAAUCAAUAACAUUUUUUAUCUCUAUAGUGAUGUGGUUGUCCAGAUUGUAGAUGCAAGGAAUCCCCUCUUGUUUAGAUGUGAAGAUUUGGUAAGAAAUCGUUUUCAUUCAAUUAUUGUAAUAUUGGUGACUGUUACUACACUUCAACUAAGAAGGAAUAGGCAUAGUGCCUCAUAAACUGAAGAAUGACCAAUCCAGGUGAGGGUCUACACGAGAUGUCCCUGUCCUUGCACCAUGAGGAAUAACCAGAACCUUUGUCUCCUUGUUAACACAAGGAAUGUGCUAAAGUUCUUGUGUCUUAAAUGUUAUUCAAUUUCCUAAGUGCAUCUGGGGUACAUAAACUGUGCAUACUUCAUGGAACAUGAUGGGGAGGUGUUUUUUGUAAAUGAAAUUUGUUAGCAUUAGUUUGCUCUAAAAUCCAAUUUUACUUCUUUCUAGGAGAAUUAUGUAAUAGAAGUGGAUCCAAAAAAAUGCAACCUUCUUCUUAUAAAUAAAGCAGACUUGUUAUCUCUAGAGCAGAGGUAAAAACUUAACCAUUAUUGUAAAAAGUUUUUUGAAGUUGACAUUCAAUAAUUUCAUAUUGCAACCAAUCAGACCUGGUUGACAUGAAUAAUAAUUACUAUCCUUAUGACAAUAAGGAAAAACGUAAUGAGCAACUUCACCAAUAGUUGAUUUAUGUAGACAACAGUUGAAUGAUGGAUCUGAUAACUCUUUGACCAUGAAUAUGAAUAUGUUCCAAACAGUUACUCAUUCAUUCCUUCCUCCUCUGUAUAAGUGAGCAUCAACCACAAGUAUGUUGUUAUUGCUUAGAGAUUCUUGUCUGUUGACAACACAGAUAUUCCUGGUCAAGAUAUUUCAGAAGUAUUGGAUUACCAGUGGCUUUCUGGUCUGCACAACAAGAGACUGAGCGGCUCUCAGUUGUAAGUCCAGUUUAGACGUUGCAGACAUAAAGUUUUAAAUGUCGUUUUUUGUCAAUGACUGUGAAUAUAUGAAAGUCAUAUAUUUGAACUGUGGAUAAAGACGUGAAUAUGAAAGUGAUCUUCUCACUAAUGAACACUACUUGAGCAGUAGUGAAAAUAAGGCCUGAAAAAAAAUUCAGGCCAGUACAGGAUUUGAACCCAUGUUCAUUACUACGAAGAUCGCUUUCAUAUAUAUUCAUGGCUUUAAUUGCAGUUCAAAUAUAUGACUUACAUAUAUUCACAGUUGUUUACUGGCCACUUCACGGGUUUAUUUGGAACCAACAUGAUGGCCAGCUCUCAGUUGGCUCGUUAGCUCAGUUGGUAAAGCACUGCACCGGUAUCACAGGGGUUAUGGGUUCAAAUCCCGAACAGGCCUGAAUUCUUUUUCAGGCCUUAUCUUCACUACUGCUCAAGUGGUGUUCAAUACUGUGAAGAUCACUUUUAUAUUCACGUAGUUUUUUUUCUUCAAGCAAAGUGUCUGAAAGCUUCAAGCCACAUAGGUUAUUCUAAAAAGGAUUCUGAUAAAAGUUGAAAGCAUUCUGAUAAAUUUAUAGACUUAAUGUCACAAUUGCAUUAGAGCAAGGUGAAAUAUCCUUUGAUAAACAAUCGUGCUAUUUACUCUUCUUCUAGCCAGAAAAUGACUUUCAUAUAAAUGUGUUAUCUUGAUAAUGGCGUGCAGUAGAUGUUUCGUCAAAAAGCGGUCAAUUCAAAUUUUUUUUUUUUUCCAGCUAAAUGCUGCUUCUGAAGAGGAAGAGAACUCUGAACAAGAUGAAGAGAAAAUAGAAGGGGACGAAGACGAUGAAGGAGAAGAAUAUGAAGAACAAAGUGUUACAUUGUGGUCAAAACUCUCACAAAUUACUUUUGAAAAUGACGAUCAACAAGCAACUAAUCAGGAUCCUAGUGCUGUAUCUGACACAGACCAAGUUUCGUUAACUUCACAUGAUAAGAUAUCUGAAGAUAAAUGUGAAGAUUUAAUGUCUAUUCCACAGAGCACGAUUGACACAGACUUGAAACAUUUCAAGUCAAAUGUUGAAGACAAAGGUAACAGUUCUUUGUAUUCCUAUGAAAGUGAACAGUCCUUGGAUUCAGAAAAAGUGAAACAACUUUCUGUUACUACAAAGGCUAGUAGUUUAUCUGGUCAUGGCUCAGUCAAUGAAAUAUCCUCAAAGAAAGAACUCAAAGAAAGAGAAACAACUGAUGACAGUCUUGAUCCCUGCUUGGAAAAUACAUCUGAGGUUAUUGAACAGUCUACUACAGACUUUGAAAGCUUUGAUGAUGAGUUCUCAGCAAAGCUACUAACGAGAGACGAAUUGUUAGCUUUGUUUCAAAUGCUACAUACAAAAAAGAUACAAAACACAGUUGGUGAUUCACACAGUAUCCUCACUACUGUUGGUUUGGUAAGUAAACUCAAGAUGCGUCCAUUGAGUAUACCACUCAGGUGAAUAACUCGUGCCCAUUGACUUGCCUAGACAAAAGAACAAAUGAAUUGGUUUCCCGUUUCGUGACAUUUACUAGAGAGGAAAUAAUUUUGAUCAACUAGGCGACUGUUUUAAGUAAAAAACACCAAAAAUUGAAAAAAGUUGUUUAGUUUACACAGUGUCCAGAGAAUGCAACAGGAGGCUCAAGCAACAAAAACUUCCAUGUUGGGUCGAUUUUAAGUGUUCCUGUAAUUCAUCGCUAAGCAGCUUUGAUUCCUAACGAUUUUUGUAAUGAACACAGGCCAUUUGGCUAGUUUAAAGCAGCAUUGUUUUGACUUUUUCUUCAUUAUAUACCUCAGUGUCGAUAAAUGUGGUAGAUGUUUACUACCAUAGGUAGGUAUUUCGGUUUGAGGCAGAAUACAAUGAAUUAUCACACUCUAGGAGUGAUUCUUAUCUUGUACAUAAAAACUUCACUCGUUCAUGUCCAUUUUUCAUCACACCUUGAACAGGUUGGUUAUCCCAAUGUGGGGAAAAGUUCAACGAUCAACACACUUCUAAAUGACAAGAAAGUCCCAGUAUCAGCUACUCCUGGACGAACAAAGCACUUUCAGGUAUUGAACAUUUUACCAAAUUGAAGUAGUUGUGGUUAACACACAAAGCCUGAGUACUCAGUCAGUAUCACAAGCUCGCAGAUGUAAAUCGCGAAGCGCGUCCUUUUUGCUUGUAAAUAUUUUACGACUGUUUUAUUUCAGACACUGUAUGUCAAUGAUGAGGUGCUGCUGUGUGACUGUCCAGGCUUGGUUUUCCCAUCGUUUGUGUCCACUAAAGCCGACAUGAUCCUUAAUGGGAUAUUACCGAUUGACCAAAUGAGAGACCACGUCCCAGCUGUGUCUCUGAUAUCCUUUACAUGUCGGCCAUUGUCGACUCAGUAAUCUUACAUCGAAGUUACUUUGUGCGCUUUCCUACACUGUCACAAUCUUUUUUUAUUGUUGGGCCACUUCGUAAAAUACCAUAUUACUCUUACAUAUGUCUGAUUCUUUGGAAUUCCUUUGUUGUUUUGCUUCCCUUGUAGAUAAUUUGCAUACUCUUUAGAAUUGUAGGAAUGAAUGGCAGUGCUAAUGCUAGCUGAUUAAAGUUAAGUUUUUGUGAUGUUCAAGUUCCUAGGUAGUCUUUAUAUCUGCCUUAAUUGUUAUUGGAGAUGUCUCAAUCAAACGGAAUGCUACUCUACAGUUCGUACUUGCAUCCUGAAUUCCGAUGUACCAUUGAGACAAAGAAAGCUGAGCUUGCACCUUUAGCAGGCCUAUUGCACUAAUCGAAUUGGCUUGUAGGUUUGCGUAGAUUUUUACUUAAUCUGUUGUUUCAUAAUUUUUUUAUUUGCAAUCCGGAAACUUUUGGAAGUAGACUAUUAGAUUAUACUGUUUCCUUUAACUGAAACCACCUUUGUCAGAGAAUCCCUCGCGGUGUUCUUGAAGUAGUGUAUGGUAUAAACAUUGUCCCACCCCAGGAGGGAGAGGAUCCCAACAGAGCUCCUCAUGCCGAAGAGCUACUCUCCUCUUAUGGCUGUAAGUUGAGCUCAUUUUCGUGAUUCAUAAAAUGUUCGCUAGAUUUGGUUAAAUUUGUCAAAUUUUCACAAGUCAUUGUAUCUACAAUACCUUUUCACAUAUUAAUUUACAUAACAAAGGAAGAAAGAAAGAAAUAUGAUGAAAAAAAGGUAAAAUCCGUAGCAGAACCACGGAAAACAGUUAUAUUUGUAAAUUUUGCAAAUUUUAACAAGCCCAUGGAAAAAGUCGAAUCUGUUACAUCUACUUUCAAUCCUGUAAUCAAGUAGUUUCUCGUUCUUUAUUAUUCGAGAACAGCCAGUGUCAUAGCGUUUGCCUCUAGCUUAUUUUGCCCUUGCUCCUGUUUAUUCGCAAUGCCCACCGCCGUAACUGGCCGGCUUUGUACAUCCAAGUAGUCGAACAAAAUCUACUUUUCAGGGGUAAAUAAUGACUGUAUGUUGUUGUUGUUGUUGUUUUUAAGCAAUCACAGUAUGGAAUUUUAAACUAGGUAAUUUCUUGCGGGAUAAGCCUUAGUGGGAAAGUUGGUAAUAGGAAAUUAGAGCUUUAAAACUGGCAAUAAAAUAUAAGGGAGCAUUGACUUAAUGAUUGGGGAAAAUUUUUUCUCAGAUACCAGAGGUUUUAUGACAUCACAUGGUAUCCCGGAUGAAUCCAGGUCAGCUCGAUACAUUCUCAAGGAUUAUGUUAAGGUAUGUGAUUCAGCUGAUGAUGUACAUCGGUAAGUUGUCUUGCCCUCUUCUUACACAACACAAAUCCUGUGUAUCCUCUUGAAGGUAAUUUUGUAUUGAGGUGUUUUUAUCUUACGCAGGGCAAACUUCUCUAUUGCAUUGCACCUCCUGGACAGGACGAAAGUGAAUUUCAGCAGAUUGGAUACAAACUACAAAGCGUCGCUGACAUUGAAAGAAAAGAUAAGCAAGCCAAAAAGAGAGCCCAGAAGCAGGUACGCUUGUCGGUACGCUUGUUUGCAGUAAAGGUUAUCCUGACUGAAAUUUUGAAAAAUGACAAAAAUAGCUUAGGUUGCAGUUUUGAUGUUUGCCUUGAGAAAUGAAAGUUGGUCGUCCAAUUCGCUUCAAAACUGUCCAUGAGUGGAAGAAAAUUAUAAUAAUAACUUCUAAAAAAAAAAGAAGGAAAAAAGCGCCGUCUAUCACGCGAGGCAAUGAAAUUUGGCGAAAAAAGAAUUGUGUCUGCUAGUAAGCGCGGCGUAACCCCGCUCACCGCACGCAGAGUUAUGUGCUACAGGACUUUUGUCGCCACUUUCUUUAAACACACGCGACGGACCUAGGCCGGGAAAGAGGAACUGCUCCUAGGCUUUGCAGAAUACCAGUGGAUAGUGAAGGAGGCAAUUUUGAAAAAAAUGCUUGCGAAAUGUGAAGUGAUUGUCCAAAUAUCAUGCAGUUUGUUCAGUAAUGUUUCCUUUGUCUGCUGUGAAUUACUUAUGUUGAUCCUAGAGCAUGACCACUGAUUUACCAAUUACUGUCUCAUAUUUAGACAAGCGAUGUGGACAAGAACUUCUUUAAACAGGUAAUUUGUCCAGCAUAGAUCAUUCAACUUCUCUUCCCUCUCCAGAGACUCUUUGUCAUUUAACAAAUAGAUUCCAAGUUGCCGUGCGUCUGUUCAGUAAUAGAUCACAGAUGACGUCCUCUGUGAUCUAUUACUGAACGGACGCACGGCAACAUGGAAUCUAUUUGUUUUAUAUAAUAAAGAAUUAAAAUAUACGGGAAAAAAGUUUUAACGAUGACGUCAUCUAUACGUUUGUCCUCCAAUAGAUCAUAAGUGAGAACUAAUCAGAAUGCAUGCAUAACUGAGCUUAUUAUAUAAUUAAUUAUAGAUUAUGAUUUAUUAAAAGAGGAGAGAGCUUAAGGCACUUUACAAUUUACAGCUAGAAGAGAAAAUAACAAUUACAGCGACAAAAAUCUUUGUCUGUUUGUUUUAUUUUUAGCAGGAGCAAGUUCGCUGGUUUACGCGAGGUUUUCACGCCACAGAGUCAAGCCAAUAUGGGGCGGCGGCAAUCCCAGCACUAGAGGGUAAUGCGGGCAUGCCUUAUAAACCAUGGAAGAAACACUAUAAUAGAAACAAGAGGGAGAAGCUCCGUAGGCUUGUGAACAAGUAAAAAUAAUGUGGAUCACAGGCAUUAUAUUUGUAGUAACUCUGUUUUUUACUUGUUGUCGACAAUUUUCCCCAGCUAUCACCAUUAAGAGAGAGCAGAAAAAAAGGAGCAACUUUAAUCAACUUUCCUUGAUCAUUUUGAUAUCAUGUUUAGCCAACGUCUUAACUGGUUUUUGUGACGAGAAUACCAAAUAAAACGAUAACCGGUAAUAAGUCAGCGGUGUUCAGGUUGAAAAGUUUUCUCUAAUACAUGCCUGACUUACCAUCCAUAAUUUUAAUAUUUUAUUGCACGCAGUUUCUCACAAAAUUACUACUGAAACACAAGGUCGUAGUCAGAUGAAUGGCCAAAGUUGGUUUCCUUCCAGUGGUAAUUUACACGAUUCCCUUAUGUGAAAUGAUGAUGAAAGUCAGAUGCAGAGAACGCGGUACUAAAAACAGAAAGAGUAAUUAAACAAAAUAGAUUGCUUUUCAUAUCCCAAGUGGUCUGUUGGUAGCCUUUUAUUGUUGAGAUGAAUAAAAGUACCUCUUAAAUUUAAAAGAGGACAGGUAUUGCCAAAUGCGUGAAAGAUGUGAAAUCCUAAUCCCACUAAUAUACAUGAGUUCAAUUGUGAGUCAUCUGGUCUAGCGGCGAGUCACUUCAUAACUGAAUCUUACAAAACAAAGUAAAAAGGUAAUCUUUAUGCCCGUAAAUGUAUUAGCGAGUCAACGUUUUAAGUGUGUUGCAGUUGUGAAAGUUUGUGUUAAACUAGGUAGUUAUAAAUAACUAUAAUUCGUCAUCUAAUGUCUUUCCUUUUAAUAAGUUAGAAACAAGAAUGACUGCUUCUAUUUACUGAUUGUCGUGUAAAAGCUUUGUGUUUCCUGAUUAUGUUAUCAAUCGGAAAUAGUUUUCAUCUUAUUUUCAACUUAGGGAACAGAAAAAUAC